Messenger RNA from Trachemys scripta elegans, 6464 nucleotides. It is a transcript of the gene CPAMD8, whose product is annotated as C3 and PZP like alpha-2-macroglobulin domain containing 8. Bases 141 to 5696 code for a protein of 1851 amino acids. The record is from RefSeq and is a predicted model, not a curated record. Gene Ontology annotation, molecular function: protein binding; endopeptidase inhibitor activity. The transcript has 43 exons. Gene Ontology annotation, cellular component: extracellular region. Lineage: Eukaryota; Metazoa; Chordata; Testudines; Emydidae.
AGACCGGGAGCCGGGAGCUGAGGCGGUACUCGCCGGAACAAAGGCUCCUGCCCGGCCGGGCUCGGGCUGCAGGGAGCGCGCCGUGGCCUGGGGCUCCCGAGCGAGCCGCCCUGGGGGAAGGAGCCGCUCCCCGGAGCGCCAUGCCCCCCACGGGGCCCGGCGGCGCCUGGUGGAUUCUCCUGUCCCUCUGCAGCUUGUGCGGGGCUCAGCCCCCGGAGAGCCAGGGCUAUUUGAUAGCAGCACCUUCUGUUUUCCGAUCAGGCGUAGAGGAAGCUGUUAGUGUGACCAUCUUUAACUCAAUCAAGGAAACAACAGUCCAGAUUCAGCUAGUGGUCAAAGGAGAAACAGUGGCACGAGGCCAUGGAGCAGUUCUGGAUAAAGGGACAAUCAAGCUUAAGGUGCCUUCAGGGCUUCGUGGACAAGCACAUUUAAAAGUCUGGGGAAACCGGCACCUAACGGAGGAAGGUUACAUCUUUCAUAACUAUACCACAGUAACCAUAGAUAGCAAAGGGUCAUCGGUGUUCAUCCAGACUGACAAGCCUGUCUAUAAACCCAAGCAGAAAGUGCUGAUAAACCUGUUUACGGUCACUUCUGACCUGCGACCGAUCAAUGAGAAGAUUGAAGCCUACAUAGUCGAUCCUCGGGGGUCUCGGAUGAUAGAAUGGAGCAAUCUGAAGCCAUUUUGUUGUGGUAUUGUAAAUAUGAGUUUCCCUUUGUCUGAUCAGCCAGUAUUUGGCGAGUGGUUUAUCUUUGCUGAAAUGCAAGGGCAUGCAUACAACAAAUCCUUUGAAGUUCAGAAAUAUGUGUUACCAAAAUUUGAGCUGUUGAUUGAUCCACCUCUCUAUAUCCGAGAUCUUGCAACUUGUGAAAAGGGAACUGUCCAUGCCAGAUACACGUUUGGGAAACCAGUGACAGGAAAGUUAACUGUCAACAUGACUAUAAAUGGAGUGGGGUACUACCGGCAUGAAGUGGGACACCCUGUCCUCAAAACCAUAGAGAUUGAUGGCUCUGCUGUUUUCGAUGUGUGUGUGAGAGACAUGAUGCCAGCUGAUGUCCCAGAGCAUUUCCGAGGCACGGUCAAUAUUUGGGCCACUGUGACCAGCUCUGAUGGGAGCAAGCAGGUCACGUUUGAUGACUCAACACCUGUUCAGAAACAGCUGAUUGACAUCAAGUACACUAAGGAUACUAGGAAGCAGUUCAAACCUGGCCUACCCUACAAAGGGAAGGUAGAAGUCACUUACCCUGAUGGGAGUCCUGCUGACGGGGUCACAAUUCGAAUCAAAGCUGAGUUAACUCCAAAGGAUAACGUUUACACAAGUGAACUGGUAUCCAGAAGUGGCUUGGUGGAGUUUGAAAUCCCCUCUAUUCCUACAGCUGCCCAGUAUGUCUGGCUGGAGACCAAAGUGACAGCAAUUGAUGGGAAACCUGCAGGGGACCAAUAUCUGCCAAACUACUUGUCUAUCAGCAGCUGGUACUCUCCUAGCAAGUGCCAUAUCCAGCUCCAAGCACCAGACAAGCCUUUCCAGGUGGGAGAGGAGGCCCAGAUCGCAGUGAAGUCCACAUGUCCAUGUAAUUUCACUCUACAUUACGAAGUUGCAUCGCGAGGUAAUAUUGUCCUUUCAGGGCUGCAGCCUGGUAACAUCACACAGCAAAGGAGCAAAAGAGCCACGUUCCCCUUUGAUAAGAACAUCCAUGUCACUCAUUUCCCAGGAACAGCACCUACCAACCCCCCUGCAACGGAGGUUGAAGUCUGCAUGACCUUCCUCCAUUUCAUGGUGGCUCACAGCAUGGCUCCUCUGGGCCGUCUCUUGGUGUAUUACGUCAGGGAGAAUGGAGAAGGGGUCACAGACAGUCUGCAAUUCACUGUCAAGUCCUCCUUUGAAAACCAGGUUUCAGUGGCACUUUCAGCAAAUGAGACAAGGCCUGGUGAUGUUGUGAACCUCAAGAUUAAAGCCGCGAAGGGAAGCUGUGUCUGCAUUGCCACGGUGGAUAAGAGCGUCUACCUUCUCAAGACAGGUUUUCAGCUGACAUCCACCCAGGUUUUCCAGGAGCUGGCAGAGUAUGAUGUUUCUGAUGCCUUUGGGGCUCCCAAGGAAGAAGGGCAUUUCUGGUGGCCAGGCAUGUCCUCACGCAGACGCCGCCGCUCCUCUGUCUUUCCCUGGCACUGGGAUAUCACCAAAGAUGCCCGCUUUGCAUUUACAGAAACUGGUUUGGUUGUGAUGACUGAUUUAGUCAGUCUAAACCACAGACAGAAUGGAGGCAUGUAUACAGAUGAGGCCGUGCCAGCCUUUCAGCCUCACACUGGGACACUGGUAGCUACCAUGCAUUCUAAGAUUGUACCCAGAGCAGAGAAGAAAAAAAGAACAUUCUUCCCUGAAACAUGGAUUUGGCACUGCCUCAAUGUCAGUGAUGUAUCAGGAGAAGCACAGCUGCAUGUGGAAGUGCCUGACUCAAUCACUACAUGGAUAACAGAGGCUGUGGGCCUGUCUGAGAAGAAAGGGCUGGGACUUGCCAAACAAACAGAACUGAAGACAUUUAAACCUUUCUUCAUCGAUUUCACCCUGCCCUAUCAUGUCAUCCGUGGGGAGCAGACCAAAAUCCCUCUGACUGUCUACAAUUACCUGGCUGUCUGCAUAGAGGUUCAUGUGAAGAUUUCAGUUCCAAAAGGCAUAAAGUUUGUUGGACAUCCUGGGAAACACCAUCUGACAAGAAAGAAGUGUGUGGCCCCUGGAAAGGCCAAACCCACCUCCAUAGUUCUGUCCUUCAGUGAGCUUGGACUAAGCAACAUCACAGCAAAAGCAUUUGCUUAUGGUGGAACAAACUGCUGCCAGGAUGGGAUGCAGACCCUGAAGAAUGGCAAGCACUCAGAGGACAAUUACUUGGACAAAAGGACCCCAGUUGGGAUAGACUAUGUCCGGAGUAGUGUUAUUAUUGAGCCAGAGGGAUUACCCAGAGAAUAUACCUACAGUGUGUUCUUCUGCCCUAAUGAGAAAAUUCACAUUUCUACACCUAACAAAUAUGAGUACCAGUAUAUGCAGAAGCCUGCCCGGAUGACUCAUUUCGACAUUGCAGUGAAAGCGCACAAUGAUGCUCAUUUUGCCUUGUCCUCUGGCCCACAUGACAUGGCAGAGAUGACUGAGAUUGUCAUUGGUGGGCAUCAAAAUGCUAAAACAUGGAUUUCUACUAGUAAAAUGGGUGAGCCAGUUGUCAGCACAGACACAGCUGGCAUCCUCUCUUGGGAUGAAUUCAGGAGCUUCUGGAUCAGCUGGAAAAAUGGAAUUAUUCAGGUUGGCUAUGGUACUCAGAUGCUAAAUGAAUCCAUUAUUGUGGAGUGGGCCAUCCCCAAACAGCCCGAGGUGAAGUACAUUGGCUUCUCCACAGGCUGGGGCUCAAUGGGAGAGUUUAAAAUCUGGAGAAAAGAAGAGACUGAUGAAAAUCACAAUGAAGCGUUUACUCUUGGAGUUCCCCACAAUGUGAUCCCUGGAUCAGAAAGAGCUACUGCCUCAAUAAUAGGCGAUGUAAUGGGCCCUACGCUUAACAACUUGGACAAUCUUCUACGAUUACCAUUUGGAUGUGGAGAGCAGAACAUGAUCCAUUUUGCUCCCAAUGUCUUUGUCCUCAAAUAUCUGCAGAAAACCAAACAACUCAGCUCUGAGGUGGAGAGCGAAGCCACAGAUUACCUGGUGCAAGGUUACCAACGCCAGUUGACCUACAAGAGACAAGAUGGUUCCUACAGUGCUUUUGGCGAGAGGGACUCCUCAGGGAGUAUGUGGCUAACAGCCUUUGUUCUCAAGUCCUUUGCGCAGUCUCGUGGGUUUAUUUUCAUCGAUCCCAAGGAAUUAACAGCUGCAAAGGAUUGGAUCAUUCAGCACCAGAAGGAAGAUGGCUCGUUCCCUGCUAUGGGUAGAAUAUUAAAUAAGGACAUCCAGGGUGGAAUCCAUGGCAAGAUCUCACUGACAGCAUAUGUGGUUGCAGCUCUGUUGGAGACGGGCAUCACCUUUGAGGAAGAAAAAGCAGCAGUUGCCAAAGCAAAACACUUCUUGGAGUCCAACUUGUAUUCUGCAGAAGACCCCUACACCACAGCCCUGACUGCAUAUGCCCUGACUCUUCUGCACAGUCCCUCUGCUGCAGUGAUGUUGCGGAAAAUGAACAGCAUGGCCAUUAUGCAAGAUGGCUUUACACACUGGAGCUUAAUGGGGACUCUGGUUACUGAUGAAGAUACAUUCAUGGGAUUUAACGAUGGGCUUUCUCAAUCAGUUGUAUCUGCAGAAGUGGAAAUGACAGCCUAUGGACUGCUGACAUACACGCUCCUGGGAGAUGUGGCCUCUGCACUUCCAGUGGUUAAAUGGCUGUCGCAGCAGAGAAAUGCACUUGGAGGAUUCUCAUCCACUCAGGAUACAUGUGUAGCUCUGCAGGCUCUGGCUGAAUAUGCCAUUCUUUCUUAUGUUGGAGGAGUCAACCUUACCAUUUCCCUGGCUUCCACUAAUUUAGACUAUCAAGAGACUUUUGAGCUUAACAAGAUGAAUAAGAAGGUUCUCCAGACUGCAGUGAUCCCCAGCAUUCCCACUGGGCUGUUCGUAAGUGCCAAGGGCGAAGGCUGCUGUUUGAUGCAGAUUGAUGUCACUUACAAUGUGCCUGACCCUGUUGCUAAACCAGCUUUCCAGCUUCUGGUUAACCUGAAAGAGCCCAAAUCAGAGUGUCAUCGGCAAACUCAGCACCCCCUACGGCCCCUCUCUCCAGAUGAGAAUCGCUCAGAAGCCUCCCACAGAGAACGGGCACUGGUGGAUGAUGAUGACCCAGCUUCUGAUCAAGAUCACCAGGAAUACAAAGUGAUCCUGGAGACGUGCACUAGGUGGCUGCAUUCGGGAUCGUCAAACAUGGCUGUCUUGGAGGUGCCCUUGUUCUCAGGUUUCCGAGCAGAUAUUGAGAGCCUGGAGCAGUUAUUAAUGAACAAGCAAAUUGGAUUAAAAAGAUAUGAAGUUGAUGGAAGAAAAAUCCUUUUUUAUUUUGAUGAGAUUCCUAGCCAGUGCAUGACCUGUGUAAAAUUUCAAGCCUUCAGAGAGUAUAUCGUUGGGAAAACUGCCCCUGUCCCCAUCAAAGUGUAUGAUUACUAUGAGCCAGCUUUUGAAGCAACUCGUUUCUACAAUGUGAGUGAAAACAGCCCCCUGGCUCGGGAGCUCUGUGAUGGGCCAACGUGCAAUGAGGUGGAAAGCUCAGCCAAUCAUUGGGUUGGUUUUGUUCACUCUGGGCCAUGCAACAAUGUUUUUGGCUGUUUAGAAGAUGAGUAUUUUGAGCAGUGCAUGUGCUCCCGGGACUGUGGCUAUGAUGGGGACCCAGUGUGUGGAUCAGAUGGGAUGAUUUAUCAGAACCAUUGCCAGAUGGAGGUAGCAUCCUGCAGGAAUAAUACAAGGAUAGAGCAGAUACCUAUGUCUCAAUGUUCUGCCUCCAAGAAUUUGCCAGAAGAAAGAGAAACACAUUUCCAUGGAAUUGAGCAGCCUAGCAUUCAACAAACUCCUGCAGAGGAAGGCCCUGCGCUCCAGUCAGACCUGUCCUACUACUCUUAUGAGUACGACCCUUAUGCUUCUGAAGCUGACCUCUUUGAGGUUGCAGCAGAGCUGGCAGCAGAGCUGACGACAGCAAGCAGCACGCUGAGAGAAGUGGACAAGAUUCAGGAAGUGGUGACUACAGUAGAAUGAGACAGUCUUCUCCUUGCCUCUGACAAUGAUUCAACAGGAAGGGAAGAAAAACUCCAGUGAGUCUGUGAGAUACAGAAGCGCCUGUUUAUACCAAGGUACUUUGCUAAUUAGAGUUGAUAGCUCUCUCUAGUUAUUGGUGAUUUUGCUUGUAAUCCCUCCAAUGAAAUUAGUAUUUAUAUCUGUAACUGUACAUGAAUAUUAUCAGGAGCAAUCAUUACCAUGGUAUUUAUUUUAAAGCAAAAGUUAUUUUGUUCUUUCUUGUCCACACAUUCCUCCUUUCCCCCUUCUUGAUCAGCUCAAUAGACAACAAAUAGAAAAAGAUUCAACCAACUUAAAAAUUGAGUUGAAAACAACAGCACUUGCUUUGCUGACAUUGAUUCUUUAAUGCACAAUAAUUUGGGUUUCAUUAUUGUGAGUAGAUUGUCAAUUUAGAAAUACAUCUCUGUCAAUUUAAUGUUAAAAAAAACUUCUGCUCAGUUUUUGUUUCCUCAUGUGUGCUAUUUCUGGUGGAGUGAUGAUAGCCCUGGUUCUUGGCCUAACUCCAUCAUAUCUCUUCUGCGUUCAGCAGCUGGUAUUUUCUCAGCAUUCAGAGUAUUGCACCUAUAGGAAAUAGGCUCUAGUUUUUCACCAAGAAUAUUUAAAAAACCCCACAAAACCCAGCUUUGUGAUCAUUUUUUGUUUUCUUCGCACAAAUGUUAGUAUGAGUCCAAAAAAGGGGUUGUUUUAGACACUGAUGAAUAUUUUAUUAAAAACUGAUUUCUAAAACAA